ACAAAGUUUUUUCCCAUAACAAAUUCUCAUCAUACUACUCACCACUCUCACUACUCACUCUCAUUCUUUCAUCUCUCUCUCUCUCUCUCUCCACAACACUCAUCACUCACUGUAUAAUAUUUCCCUGCAAUUUUCUUGCAGGUGUCUCUCUACUUGUUUUCUCAAUGGAAAACAACCCAGUUCAGCUUUUGCCUCAUCUCACUAUAACACUUGUUCUCAUGAUGAUGAAGAUGAUGGUUUUGUUUCCAAUUAGUACUGAAGCAGUUGCAUCAGUUUCUUCUAUCAAAACUGAUGCAAAAGCUCUUCUCAUGUUCAAAAAGAUGAUUCAGAAGGACCCAAAUGGAGUAUUAUCAGGUUGGAAUCUAAAUAAGAAUCCAUGCAGCUGGUAUGGUGUCACUUGCACCUUUGGAAGAGUCACUGCCCUUGAUGUUAGUGGAAACAGUGAUCUUUCUGCUGGAACUAUUUCCCUUGAACCUUUAUCUUCUUUAGAUAUGUUAUCUGCUUUGAAACUUUCUCUCAAUUCAUUUUCUGUAAAUUCCACUUCUUUGCUUCAGUUACCAUUUAGUUUGACACAACUUGAUCUAUCUUUUGGUAAAGUUUUAGGUCCUGUACCUGAUAACUUGUUCUCCAAGUGUCCUAAUCUUGUUGUCGUGAAUCUUUCUUACAACAACUUGACAGGUCCUAUUCCUGAAAAUUUCCUGCUAAAUUCUGAUAAACUUCAAUCACUUGACCUCUCUUCCAACAAUUUGACAGGUUCAAUUUUUUCUGGUUUGAGAAUUGAGUGCAAAUCUCUGUUGCAGCUUGAUUUAUCAGGAAACCAUUUAUCAGACUCAAUUCCAAUCUCUUUAUCAAACUGCACCAGCCUUAAGAGUUUGAAUUUAGCAAACAAUUUCAUUUCAGGUGGAAUUCCAAAGGCUUUGGGUCAGUUAAACAAAUUGCAAAGUUUGGAUCUUUCACAUAACCAAAUUACUGGUUGGAUCCCUUCUGAAUUGGCAAAUGUAUGUUCUUCACUUUUAGAACUUAAGCUUUCUUUCAACAACAUUACAGGUUCAAUUCCAUCUGGUUUCUCUUCUUGCACUUGGCUGCAACUUCUUGAUUUAUCAAACAACAACAUGACAGAGUUAUCAGAGUCAGUGCUUCAGAAUCUUGGAUCAUUGCAGGAACUUAGGUUGGGAAAUAAUGCUAUAAAUGGAAUAUUUCCAUCUUCAAUAUCUUCAUGCAAAAAAUUGAGGAUUGUUGAUUUCAGCUCAAACAAGAUUUAUGGAUCUAUCCCUAGAGAUUUGUGUCCAGGUGCAGCCUCACUUGAGGAGCUGAGAAUGCCUGAUAAUCUCAUAACAGGUGAAAUUCCAGCUGAACUUUCAAUGUGUUCACAAUUGAAGACUAUUGAUUUUAGUUUGAACUAUUUGAAUGGUUCAAUCCCUGAUGAGCUUGGUGAGCUUGAGAAUCUUGAGGAGUUAAUAGCAUGGUUCAAUGGUUUGGAAGGAAAGAUUCCACCAAAGUUGGGACAAUGCAAGAAUCUUAAGGAUCUCAUAUUGAAUAACAAUCACCUUAGUGGUGGAAUUCCAAUUGAGUUGUUCAAUUGCAGCAAUCUGGAAUGGAUAUCAUUGACAAGCAAUGAACUCACCGGUGAAAUACCGCGAGAGUUCGGCCUUUUGACACGGUUGGCAGUGUUGCAGCUAGGAAACAAUAGCUUUACAGGUGAGAUACCGUCAGAGCUAGCAAAUUGCAACAGUUUGGUUUGGUUGGACUUGAACAGCAACAAGCUGACAGGAGAGAUCCCUCCAAGACUUGGCAGGCAACAAGGAGCGAAAUCAUUAUUCGGUAUUCUUUCAGGAAACACGUUGGUUUUUGUAAGAAAUAUCGGAAACUCGUGUAAAGGAGUUGGAGGUUUGUUAGAAUUCUAUGGAAUCCGAUCCGAGAGGCUUUCACAGGUACCAACAUUGAGGACUUGUGAUUUCACAAGACUCUAUUCUGGUCCUGUCCUCAGCUUGUUUACCAAGUAUCAGACUUUGGAGUACCUUGAUCUUUCCUACAAUCAGCUCCGCGGAAAAAUACCAGAUGAAUUCGGAGAUAUGGUGGCCUUACAGGUUCUUGAAUUAUCUCACAAUAAAUUGUCAGGAGAAAUCCCUUCAUCCCUUGGCCAGCUCAAAAAUUUGGGAGUUUUUGAUGCAUCACAUAACAGAUUGCAGGGUCAUAUACCAGACUCAUUCUCAAACCUAUCAUUCUUAGUGCAAAUAGAUCUAUCUUACAAUGAGUUAACAGGUCAAAUUCCAUCUAGGGGACAGUUAAGUACACUUCCAGCCACUCAGUAUGCAAACAAUCCGGGUCUCUGCGGUGUUCCAUUGCCUGAUUGCAAGAAUGAUAACAGCCAAUCCACAUCGAAUCCGAGUGAUGAUGUUAGCACAGGAAGCCAUAGAAGAUCAGUUGCGUCAUGGACAAACAACAUUGUCAUGGGAAUUCUCAUAUCUGUGGCUUCUGUAUGCAUCUUAAUUGUGUGGGCGAUUGCAAUGCGUGUAAGGAGAAAAGAGGCUGAUGAAGUCAAGAUGCUUAAUAGAUUGCAAGCAUGCCAUGCUGCUACAACAUGGAAAAUUGACAAAGAGAAAGAGCCAUUAAGCAUUAAUGUAGCAACAUUUCAAAGGCAGCUAAGGAAACUCAAAUUCUCACAGUUGAUUGAAGCAACCAAUGGCUUCUCAGCAGAAAGUCUCAUUGGUUGUGGUGGUUUUGGUGAAGUGUUCAAGGCCACACUCAAAGACGGAUCAUGUGUCGCGAUAAAGAAGCUCAUUCGAUUAAGUUGCCAAGGUGAUAGAGAGUUCAUGGCUGAGAUGGAAACCUUAGGAAAAAUCAAACAUAGAAAUCUUGUCCCUUUAUUAGGAUACUGCAAAGUUGGAGAAGAAAGACUACUUGUUUACGAAUACAUGGAGUAUGGAAGCCUAGAAGAGAUGCUCCACAGAAGAAUAAAAACACGCGACCGAAGAAUUUUAACAUGGAAAGAAAGAAAAAAGAUUGCAAGAGGUGCUGCUAAAGGGCUUUGUUUUUUGCAUCACAAUUGCAUACCUCACAUAAUUCACAGAGACAUGAAAUCAAGCAAUGUGCUACUUGACAAUGAAAUGGAAUCAAGGGUCUCGGAUUUCGGAAUGGCUAGACUAAUAAGUGCACUUGAUACACACCUUAGUGUAAGCACAUUAGCAGGAACACCUGGUUAUGUUCCACCAGAAUAUUACCAAAGUUUCAGGUGCACUGCAAAAGGAGAUGUUUACUCAUUUGGUGUUGUAAUGUUGGAACUGAUUAGUGGAAAACGGCCUACUGAUAAGGAAGAUUUUGGUGACACAAAUUUGGUUGGUUGGGCUAAGAUUAAGGUACGUGAAGGGAAACAAAUGGAAGUGAUUGAUACUGAUUUGCUUUUGGAAACUCAACAAGGAACAAAUGAAGGUGAAGUCAAAGAAGUUAAAGAAAUGAUAAGAUAUUUGGAAGUUACUUUGCAGUGUGUUGAUGAUUUGCCUUCUAAAAGGCCGAACAUGUUGCAGGUUGUGGCUAUGCUUAGAGAACUUAUACCUGAAUCAAAUGAUGGAAGUAGCAACAGUGCUUAAUUAAUUGAACCAUGUUAUUGUUGUCUAUAAUGAUUAUGACAAGUGAACGAAAAUUGAAGACAUAUAUAUAUAUAAGGCUUGUAAUAUUUUUUUCUCUAGAGGUGUUAAGGAGUUUGUUGUGCCUAGUUUCACAAUUUGUUUUUUCAAUUUGUUGUGUUAUUUAUUGUUAGUGAUGAUAAUACAAUGUAACUUCAACCAAUAUUAACAUUGGAGUAAUUACAUAUGCAUGUGAAAUCGGAUCCAGGAGAGGCAUUAAAUUGAGCUGAAUUGGUCCAAUCAGUUAAGGCAAUGCAUCAAACAGUUUACAAGCGUGAAA
Cicer arietinum (chickpea) is the source of this 3903-nucleotide messenger RNA. Its product is annotated as serine/threonine-protein kinase BRI1-like 2. Gene Ontology annotation, biological process: protein phosphorylation. NCBI's taxonomy places the organism in Eukaryota, Viridiplantae, Streptophyta, Magnoliopsida, Fabales, Fabaceae. The record is from RefSeq and is a predicted model, not a curated record. Gene Ontology annotation, molecular function: protein binding; ATP binding; protein kinase activity.